AUGACACAACGUCAGGAGCAGCAUCAGUAUCUUGCUCAAAUCCUCAGAGGAAAAGAGGAGGGUCUGACCGGCUUUCUGGAUCCCAUGAACUUUGGAGACAGUUUUUUAUCUCUCAGUCGGGUGUAUGAGGAACACAUUCUGGCCACCGGCAGUCUGGACGAGAGGAUCUUCACCGGGGAGGGAGCGAGCGAGGACAUCGGUACCCCGGGGCCCUGCCUGUGUGAAGGGGUGGAGAACCAGGACAGCGCCACCUACAGGCUCCACACCAGCCUCACUGCCUCAGCUCUGAAGGUCUCCACGCCUCUGACAGGCAGGAAGUACGUUCAGGAGAACAGCUUGGCGUCUCCGGUCUCGUCCGCCAUGAAGAGUGUCGGACGACUGCACACCCUGCUGUCAGGAACCAAACAGGGGCCGAGCACUAAGCUAACAGAAACUCUCAGGAACUGUGCCAGAGACCCCAGUGAUGUCAUCAGCAAGCGCCUGAAGGACAUGUUUGAGCUCUUCUCUCAACAUUUCGAGGGCAGCGGGUCAGAGAACAGGGGGAUGGGGAGAGAUAUGGCAGUGAAAUACUUCCACCUGGCGGAGGCGCUCUACUACAGGAUCCUGGAGUCCAUCAUUGAGAGAGAAAAGAUGAUCCUGGGAGACGCUGACCUGUCGUGUAUUCUGGAGCAGGACGUCUUCCAUCGCUCCCUGCUGGCCUGCUGUCUGGAGAUCGUCAUCUUCUCCUACAGACCUCCAGGAGACUUCCCCAACCUGAUCGGCAUCUUCCAGCUCCCCGCCUAUCAUUUCUACAAGGUGAUUGAGGUGUUGGUGCGGUCCGAGCAGGGUCUGUUUCGGGAGGUGGUGAAGCACCUGAACCAGGUGGAGGAGCAGGUUCUGGAGAGCCUGGCCUGGACCAGCGACUCCCCGCUGUGGGAAAGCCUCCGUGCUGCCAAAGACCAGGUUCCUGCCUGCCAGCAGGUGAUGCCUCCUCAGUAUUUGGAACAGAACGAUGAAAGCAGCUCAGGCAACAUUCCUCUCACUCCCAACCACGGACCGGACCUCAACACCAGCAGCACCGUCAAAGGUGUGUCCCCCUCCCCCACCACCCUGCUGGACCGGUACAGCUCUCCACCCGCCGGUUCGGCUCGUCGUCGUCUGUUUGUUGAGCCGCUAGACGGCGAGCCUGGAGUCACUUCCACCAGUACAGCACCGGCCGCCGUGACCAAGACCGGCCAGGCUGGCCUAGUUACAGCCAUCCCAGCCGGGCAGACUGUGGUCACCGUGGCAACCGCUACCGUUACCGCCAACAACGGGCAGACUGUCACCAUACCUGUGCAAGGUAUAGCCAAUGAAAGCGGAGGCAUCACCUUCAUACCAGUCCAGGUGAGCGUGACCGGGCAGGGUGGAGCCACGCUGCAGCCGCUGUCUGCACAGACUCUAACGGGCACUCUCACCGUCCAAUCAGCUGCCACCAAACCAGCUGCCAAACCAGCCAGCAGUCCGCUGAGGAAGGGCUCACUGUCGCUGUUCUUCAGGAAG
Molecule: messenger RNA, 1521 nt
Organism: Morone saxatilis (striped sea-bass)
Lineage: Eukaryota; Metazoa; Chordata; Actinopteri; Moronidae
Gene: rbl2
Product: retinoblastoma-like 2 (p130)
Biological process (GO): cell differentiation; regulation of transcription by RNA polymerase II; negative regulation of G1/S transition of mitotic cell cycle
Cellular component (GO): transcription regulator complex; nucleus; chromatin
Molecular function (GO): RNA polymerase II transcription regulatory region sequence-specific DNA binding
Source: RefSeq, a predicted model, not a curated record